CAUCCACACAAACUCACACACCCCUGCCUCCCAAAGGAUGAUUUUCUAGGUAUUAAAACACCUUUAUGGGUAGAUAUAGUGAUGAACUUCUCUUUAAUUUUGAAGGGCAUGUUUUCGGAGGGCCUCAUUACACUUGGGCCGAUGGAGUUAAGUAUGAGGGAAACUUUGUCAAGAACCUACAGAUGCAUCAUGGCAUUUAUACUUGGCCUGAUGGCAGCAUCUAUGAAGGUGAGGUGAAGAAUGGGAUCAGGCAUGGCUUUGGCAUGUACAAGUGUGGCACCUAUCCUGUUUCGUAUAUUGGCCAGUGGGUUGAAGGCAAGAGGCAUGGCAAGGGCACCAUUUACUACAACAGGGAAGGUUCUUCUUGGUAUGAAGGUGACUUUGUGUACAAUGUAAAAAGUGGACGGGGAAUAAGAUGUUAUAGAUCUGGGAAUAUCUAUGAAGGCCAGUGGGAGAGGGAUCUCCGUCAUGGAGAAGGGCGGAUGAGGUGGCUGACCACUAACCAGGAAUAUACUGGGAAAUGGGUGAAUGGGAUACAGGUAUGGCUUGAUCAAGUCUUUGAAUUGUGUUGCUUUUGAAACCAUAGGCAAAAAUAAAUCAGUCUCAAACGUGCUGCUAGAUCCCUUCCUCCUUUAUUUUUUAUGUUGAUCUUUUAUGUAAUAAUUUUAUUUACCAAGCACUGAAAAGUGACUUUUUGGACUACAAUAAUUCCCAGUGACCUCCUGCAGUUUAAAAAAACGGUUUUGAGAUUAGUGACCUAACAAUAAUGCCCAAAAUUCACACUACUGUCUUUAAUGAAACAAGACCAUCAGUGUUUAAACCCAGACAUGGGCAGACUUCAGAACAGAAAGGACCUGAUUUCAAAUACUGAAAUCCAUUGGUGAGAGUUAGGCGCAUAAAACAUGUUUGGAAACAGGGAUGAGGAAACCGUGGCCUUCCACCAUCAU
Molecule: messenger RNA, 947 nt
Organism: Sceloporus undulatus (fence lizard)
Lineage: Eukaryota; Metazoa; Chordata; Lepidosauria; Squamata; Phrynosomatidae
Product: radial spoke head 10 homolog B-like
Exons: 4
Coding region: 66-578 (170 amino acids)
Source: RefSeq, a predicted model, not a curated record